UCGCUGUCAGUGGGUUUCUGUUUCUUUCUCUAUGGCUGCUGCUGAAUCAGACUCCAAAUCUCCUUUCUCUCUGGACUCCUACCAUGUCUCUGAGGAGUUUGGCUUCAUCCUCCCUAAUCCUCUGGAAGAGCUUCCCCCCUACUACCAGCCAUGGAUGGAUAUUGCCCUGCGAGUCCCAGAGCUUGUGCACUCUCACAAGUUGCGCAGCCAUAUUAACAAGAUGCCGCUGCUGAGCAGCCAAUUUCUGCAGAAACACCCGGAGUUACGGCUGGCCCACCUGGCCCUCAGCGUGAUGACCAUGGGCUACGCCUGGCAGGAGGGAGACAAGGGCACAGUGGAGAUGCUGCCAUAUAACCUGGCGGUCCCAUACUGGGAGGUGUCCCAGCGCUUAGGACUUCCCCCGAUUCUCACCCAUUCAGAUGCCGUACUGGCUAACUGGAGGAAGAAGGAUCCAGAGGGGCCUUUUGACAUGAAGAACCUGGAGCUGCUGGUCAGCCUCCCAGGUGGAGACAGUGUGAGAGGUUUCUUUAUGGUCACUAUGCUGGUGGAGCUAGCUGCAGUCCCGGCACUGAGGAACAUUCCCGUUGUGAUCAAUGGUGUCAGGUGUGGAGACACUGAGGCUGUGGCCAGAGCCUUAGAGGACAUCAGCCAGUCUAUCCAGGACAUGACAGAAGCAAUCAAACUGAUGCACGUGUACGUGGAGCCUUCGGUCUUCUAUGGCAUUAUGAGGAUCUACUUGUCUGGGUGGAAAGACAACCCCUCUAUGCCAAAGGGGUUGAUUUAUGAAGGCGUCCAGGCAGAGCCAAUGGAGUAUUCUGGUGGGAGCGCUGCACAGAGCAGCCUCCUGCACUGCUUCGAUGAACUUCUGGGAGUCAAACAUGAAGAAAAAAGUGGCGCCUUUCUAACCCGCAUGAGGAACUACAUGCCACCUGCCCACAAGCAGCUGAUCCAGGACAUCUCGUUGCAACCUUCCCUAAAGAGUUUUGUCCAGCAGCAGGCCAGCGAGCGGCUAAGACAGGCCUUUCAGCACUGCGUCACAAAACUGUUGGCUUUGCGCAGCUACCACAUCAAUGUUGUCAGCCGCUUCAUCACUGUACCCGCUGCCCACGCCCGACAACUUCGAAAUCAGAGCCAGGAGUUAGAGCAGGAGAUGAUCAGCAGAGCACCCACAGCAUUAGAGGAGAGGGGCACCGGUGGCUCUUCGAUCAUGUCCUUCCUUAAGACUGUGAGGAACCAAACAAAAGACACCUUGCUGCCUGAGACAGGCAAAGAGAUGGAGCACCACAGCUAAUGUGAGCUGUCAUCACUGAGGAUAAA
Molecule: messenger RNA, 1317 nt
Organism: Cottoperca gobio
Lineage: Eukaryota; Metazoa; Chordata; Actinopteri; Perciformes; Bovichtidae
Gene: ido1
Product: indoleamine 2,3-dioxygenase 1
Exons: 10
Coding region: 32-1291 (419 amino acids)
Biological process (GO): 'de novo' NAD+ biosynthetic process from L-tryptophan
Cellular component (GO): cytoplasm
Molecular function (GO): metal ion binding; L-tryptophan 2,3-dioxygenase activity; indoleamine 2,3-dioxygenase activity
Source: RefSeq, a predicted model, not a curated record